Cricetulus griseus (Chinese hamster) is the source of this 2230-nucleotide messenger RNA. NCBI's taxonomy places the organism in Eukaryota, Metazoa, Chordata, Mammalia, Rodentia, Cricetidae. The record is from RefSeq and is a predicted model, not a curated record.
GUCUGGAAAGCAGUGGGGCAGCCAUGGCACUGCUGAUUGGAGAUGGCCUGUGGUCUGUGGUCAUAUUCACGACCAUCUUCCUGCUUCUGGUGGACCUGAUGCACCGACGCAAGUUCUGGGCUGCCCGCUACCCUCCAGGUCCUGUGCCACUUCCUGGGCUGGGCAACCUGCUGCAGUUGGACUUUGAGAACUUGACAUACAGUUUUUACAAGCUUCGACAGCGCUAUGGAGAUGUGUUCAGCCUACAGAUGGCCUGGAAGCCUGCGGUCGUGGUCAAUGGACUGAAGGCGGUGCGGGAAGUGCUGGUGAACUGUGGAGAGGACACUGCUGACCGCCCUCCAAUGCACAUCUAUAAUCACCUGGGCUUUGGGCACAAAUCUAAAGGUGUGGUGUUUGCACCCUAUGGACCCGAGUGGAGAGAGCAGCGUCGAUUCUCUGUGUCUACCAUGCGAGACUUUGGCGUGGGCAAGAAAUCACUGGAGCAGUGGGUGACAGAGGAGGCUGGUCACCUCUGUGAUGCCUUCACCCAGGAGGCAGGACAUCCCUUUAAUCCCAUCACCCUCCUGAAUAAAGGUGUAUGCAAUGUGAUUUCAUCCCUCAUUUAUGCCCAUCGCUUCGACUAUGGAGACCCUUUCUUCAACAGGCUGCUCAAGAUGUUACAAGAAAGUUUUGGAGAGGACACUGGCUUCAUUGCUGAGGUGCUGAAUGCAAUCCCAGUGCUCCUUCAAAUCCCUGGGCUGCCAGGCAAAGCCUUCCCCAAGUUAACUGCAUUCAUGGAGUCCCUGGAUAAGAUGUUGGUUGAGCACAAGACAACCUGGGAUCCUGCACAGCCACCACGACACCUGACAGAUGCCUUCCUGUCUGAAGUGGAGAAGGCCAAGGGGAGACCUGAAAGCAGCUUCAAUGAUGAGAACCUGCGCAUGGUGGUGGUUGACCUGUUCACUGCGGGGAUAGUGACCACGUCAACCACACUGUCCUGGGCCCUGCUCCUCAUGAUCCUGCACCCGGAUGUGCAGAGCCGUGUUCAACAGGAGAUUGAUGAUGUCAUAGGGAAGGUACGGCAUCCAGAGAUGGCAGACCAGGCCCGAAUGCCCUACACCAAUGCUGUCAUUCAUGAGGUGCAGCGAUUUGGAGACAUUGUCCCCUUGAAUGUCCCACAUAUGACGUCCCGUGAUGUUGAAGUACAGGGCUUCCUCAUCCCCAAGGGGACGACCCUCAUCCCCAACCUGUCCUCGGUGCUGAAGGAUGAGACGGUCUGGGAGAAGCCCCUCCACUUCCAUCCUGAACACUUCCUGGAUGCCCAGGGCCGCUUUGUGAAGCAUGAGGCCUUCAUGCCAUUCUCAGCAGGCCGCAGAGUAUGCCUGGGGGAGCCCCUGGCCCGCAUGGAGCUCUUCCUCUUCUUCACCUGCCUCCUGCAGCGCUUUAGCUUCUCGGUGCCUGAUGGACAGCCUCGGCCCAGCACCCAAAGCAUCUUCACAUUGCCAGCUACCCCAGUCCCCUACGAGCUCUGUGCAGUCAUGCGCUAGCAAGGACAGCAGCUCCAUCCUUCUCCCCAGCUUGUGCUGCAUGAUGUCCAAUAAACCAGACCUGUGGCUGCCACUCAGAUUCCUGGACCUCCCCCAUCCUUGUCUCCACUGUGUCCCAAGACCACAGUCUACAACCAGUCUUUCCCCUCCUCCUCAGACCUCCCCUAUGAGCAACUCAGUGCUGUGAGGAAAGUGUUUACUGAGCCAAGAACAGUGGCACAGGCCUGCAGUAUAGUUUGGGAGAGGCUGAGGCAAGAAGAUUUCAAGUUCAAGGCCAGCCUGGGCUAUAUAACCUGAUUACUCAAGGAGAUCCUUUCUCAAACAAAGGUGUUGAGUGCAGGUUGUCAGGAGGUGAUGAAGAGACCCAGGAGGGAAGGAAAGGGACAAUGAGAGGGGGAAGCAUUGUGACAAAGUAGGAAGAGAGGUGGCUGUGCUGGUGUUCAGUGAUUGACCCUAGGUCACACAGAAAAACCCAUGGAUGGAUGCUGGCUUAGGGACAAACCACAGACAGAAGUCAAGACUCACUGGUUCUUGAGGAAAUGUGAAUGGUUUGAACUGGAAAUCAGCACAAUUCUUGUUUUGGGGACAGAUGUUGGUCUAGGUCCCCAAGACCCUGGAGUGCCACAAAUGGUAAAGAGGCUCAGGCUUGCUGCAGUGAAAGGAUGCAAGAGAAAAUCUACUGUAUCAAAGGUGAUGAUUCAGAA